CAUAAAUACUCUCGACCUACAACUGCGACCUGUCCCGUAGACAAAACAGAAGAUGUCGACGCUUCGUAACGGCAACCCGGAGCCAUCUGGCCAUACGCAACACACGGUGAAACACUCACCCGCACGAGGCCACGCUCCAACACCCAGACCUGCCCCGUAGGUAACGAGGAAUCGACGUCAGGAUGACCGAUUGGAAGGACCUCGUCAAGCAUGGCUGGCACCCCGAGAAAGAAGGGACCACUCUCAAGGGCCAGGUGAAGAGCCUCGUCAGCCGAGGAGACAAGUCGCCUGCCCGCUCGGCCAGUGCUCACUCCGCCGCUCCCGUCUCCGCCCUGCGCGACCCUUCGUCCUUCGGCCCACCCCCGAAGCACAUCAGACAGGCCGGUAGCCGUGGUGUAAGCCCGAGCUCAGCAACGCCACAGCAACAGGAAAUUUACCAGCCGCAAGCCAGCCCGGCGGUCUCGCCAGCACCAGCAUCGGGACAGGCAUACGACACCUAUCGCGGACCGCAGAGCGGGGAGCCCGCGGCCGAGCCAGAACCGAAACCAAGGCCGUAUCAAGUCGAUACGACGGGCCUAUCUACGUCCCACCUACCUCCACCGCCCGUACGACGAGAUGGUGCAGAUAGACCAGCGGGCCAGGGUCCCCCUCCCUCCCUGCCACCGAAGCCGAAACCGAGCAACCCGGGCACUGCCCCGACGCUACCUCCCAGACUUCCUCCGCGAACUGGAAGUACCUCCCCCGCCCACGCCCAGAGUCCAGUCUCGACAGGUGGCAGCAACGGCCCAUCUAGUGGGCACAUGAACCAAGGCGCGCUCGACCGGUUAGGAGCAGCAGGGAUCUCGGUGCCGGGGUUAGGUAUCGGAGGAGGGGCGGGAGCAGGAGCAGGAGCAGGAGGGAAAACACGCGUCGCACCUCCUCCCCCUUUAUACCUACCGUCCCGGACAGGCUCGCCUGCUUCCGGGUCAUCGACAAGGACGCCGCCGCCACUACCGUCACCGUCGCCAUCCCGCGGGCAGCUCGGCGAACUCCAGAGCCGGCUCUCUCGCCUCGGCACUUCCUCGUCUCCUGCCUCCCCUCUCCCCGCCCCCUCCUCUUCCGGACCAAACGAACCGCCACAGCAACGCAAGUCUACACCGCCUGCGCAGGGUACCACGUGGGCGGAGAAGCAGGCCGCCCUCCGUACGGCGGCCAGCUUCCACCGGGACCCGACUUCGGUAUCGCUAGCAGACGCCCGCGCCGCCGCCGGCACGGCGCGCAACUUCCAGCAGCGGCACGGCGACCAGGUCGCGGCGGGGUUGCGGACGGCGGAUGGGCUAGGCCGGCGGUUCGGCGCGCAGGAGGUGGUGCUAGGUACCGGCGGCGGCAGCGCCGAGAAUAACGGUGGGCAGCAGCAGCAAGGCGGCAGUAAUGGGCUGUCUAUGGGCCAGCUCGCGGGGGCGCUAGCCAAGAAGAAGCCUCCGCCUCCGCCGAAGAAGGCAGAGUUAUCUAGGGCCGGCGAGGGCCAUCGAGGAACAUCACCACCUCCGGUGCCGACGGCUACGAGGCCUCAGUUUUAAAUGGAGUGGAGGAUAGACGUGACGGGUAUGUACGCAUCUAGCUACGGUCCGGGAAAGGUAGACCAGUAUCUACUAGAACUACUAGAAGGCGCUUCGGAGCACGAAU
Messenger RNA from Durotheca rogersii, 1665 nucleotides. RefSeq lists its product as uncharacterized. The transcript is spliced from 2 exons. NCBI's taxonomy places the organism in Eukaryota, Fungi, Ascomycota, Sordariomycetes, Xylariales, Xylariaceae. Bases 183 to 1559 code for a protein of 458 amino acids. The record is from RefSeq and is a predicted model, not a curated record.